Molecule: messenger RNA, 3693 nt
Organism: Pseudophryne corroboree (corroboree frog)
Lineage: Eukaryota; Metazoa; Chordata; Amphibia; Anura; Myobatrachidae
Product: zinc finger protein 665-like
Exons: 6
Coding region: 22-3054 (1010 amino acids)
Biological process (GO): regulation of transcription by RNA polymerase II
Cellular component (GO): nucleoplasm; nucleus
Molecular function (GO): DNA-binding transcription repressor activity, RNA polymerase II-specific; RNA polymerase II cis-regulatory region sequence-specific DNA binding
Source: RefSeq, a predicted model, not a curated record
CUUCCGGCCUGUGCGUUCCACAUGCAGGAAGUGAGUUCUCAUCGAUUUCUGCAGCCUCCCAGUGUCCGUGGAGAUCAGGGUUACACAAUAGUGAAGAAGACAUCUGGUGAGUGUGAGACACCCAGCAGCCAUCCCCAUGUGUCAGGAGGACUAAGCAGAACCCAGAGCCCCAUCACUGUGCCUGCACCUCACUCACUGAUACAUGACAGGCACAGUGACCAGAAGAUCCUGGAACUCACCAACAAGAUCAUUCAGCUACUGACUGGAGAGGAGAGGGAGUAUAUAGAGGAACACAGGGGUCUGUACAAGGACGUGAUGAUGGAGAAUCACCGGCCCCUCACAUCACUGGAUGGGCCCAGUAACAGAGAUACCCCAGAGAGAUGUCCCCGUCCUCUGUAUUCCCAGGACUGUACAGAGGAGAAUCACAGGAUCCCACAGGAGGAUCAGGUAGAACGUCUGUCUGAUUAUAAAAUAAAAGAUAUAGAGGGAGAAGAAGAGACGUAUGUGACUGAUAUAAAGGCAGAAGAUAUAGAGGGAGAAGAAGAGACGUAUGUGACUGAUAUAAAGGCAGAAGAUAUAGAGGGAGAAGAAGAGACGCAUGUGACUGAUAUAAAGACAGAAGAUACAGAGGGAGAAGAAGAGACGUAUGUGACUGAUAUAAAGGCAGAAGAUAUAGAGGGAGAAGAAGAGACGUAUGUGACUGAUAUAAAGGCAGAAGAUACAGAGGGAGAAGAAGAGACGUAUGUGACUGAUAUAAAGGCAGAAGAUAUAGAGGGAGAAGAAGAGACGUAUGUGACUGAUAUAAAGGCAGAAGAUACAGAUGGAGAAGAAGAGACGUAUGUGACUGAUAUAAAGGUAGAAGAUAUAGAGGAAGAAGAAGAGACGUAUGUGACUGAUAAAAAGGCAGAAGAUAUAGAGGGAGAAGAAGAGACGUAUGUGACUGAUAUAAUGGCAGAAGAUACAGAGGGAGAAGAAGAGACGUAUGUGACUGAUAUAAAGGCAGAAGAUACAGAGGGAGAAAAAGAGACAUAUGUGACUGAUAUAAAGGCAGAAGAUACAGAGGGAGAAGAAGAGACGUGUGUGAGGGGUUUUCAGCAGUGUAAGGAGGAGGAGAUCCCUACAGAUAUCAGCACAGCAGAUGGACACACAAGCAGGAAUAUCUCAGAAGGACAUCUCAUGUUAUCCCCGGAUUGUGACAUAAAAGAUAAUGACAGUAGACAGGAUUCUCCGGGAGAUAAUCCCAUUACCCCAAUUAUACAUCCAGCUCUAUCAGCUGGUCCCUCUGAUCCUGGGGAAUGUUCUCCUGAUCACUCUGAUAUUUGUGCAUCUGUUCCAGCUCUGAGAGUAGAUACAGUGUUUCCCUGUUCUAUAGAUGCCAAAUGUUUUACACAGAACACAAAGCGUAUUACCCAUCAGCCAGCUAAGGCAGGUGAGAGGCAAUUUCCAUGUUCUGAGUGUGUGAAAUGUUUUGCACGGAAAUCAUUUCUUGUUAUACAUGAGAGAAGUCACACCGGAGAGAAGCUAUUUUCAUGUUCUGAGUGUGGGAAAUGUUUUACAUCCAAAUCAAAUUUUGUCAUACAUCAGAAAACUCACAUAGGUGAGAGUCCAUUUACAUGUUCUGAGUGUGGGAAAUGUUUUACACGGAAAUUACAUCUUGUUCAACAUGAGAGAAGUCACACUGGAGAGAAGCCAUUUUCAUGUUCUGAGUGUGGAAAAUGUUUUGCACUGAAAUCAAAUCUUAUCAGACAUGAGAGAAGUCACACCGGAGAGAAGCCAUUAUCAUGUUCUGAGUGUGGGAAAUGUUUUGCACUGAAAUCAACUCUUAUUAGACAUGAGAGAAGUCACACCGGAGAGAAGCCAUUUACAUGUUCUGAGUGUGGGAAAUGUUUUACACGGAAAUCAUUUCUUGUUAUACAUGAGAGAAGUCACACCGGAGAGAAGCCAUUUUCUUGUUCUGAGUGUGGAAAAGGUUUUUCACACAAGUCAUAUCUUGUUAUACAUGAGAGAAGUCACACUGGAGUGAAGCCAUUUACAUGUUCUGAGUGUGGGAAAUGUUUUUCACUGAAAUCGAAUCUUGUUCAACAUGAGAGAAGUCACACCGGAGAGAAGCCAUUUUCAUGUUCUGAGUGUGGAAAACGUUUUUCACACAAAUCAUGUCUUGUUACACAUGAGAGAAAUCACACCGGAGAGGGGCCAUUUUCAUGUUCUGAGUGUGGGAAAUGUUUUGCACAGAAAUCAACUCUUGUUAGACAUGAGAGAAGUCACACCGGAGAGAAGCCAUUUCCAUGUUCUGAGUGUGGGAAAUGUUUUUCACUGAAAUCGAAUCUUGUUCAACAUGAGAGAAGUCACACUGGAGAGAAGCCAUUUUCUUGUUCUGAGUGUGGAAAAGGUUUGUCACAAAAAUCAUGUCUUGUUCAACAUGAGAGAAGUCACACUGGAGAGAAGCCAUUUUCUUGUUCUGAGUGUGGAAAACGUUUUUCACACAAAUCAUGUCUUGUUACACAUGAGAGAAAUCACACCGGAGAGGGGCCAUUUUCAUGUUCUGAGUGUGGGAAAUGUUUUGCACAGAAAUCAACUCUUGUUAGACAUGAGAGAAGUCACACCGGAGUGAAGCCAUUUACAUGUUCUGAGUGUGGGAAAUGUUUUUUACUGAAAUCGAAUCUUGUUCAACAUGAGAGAAGUCACACUGGAGAGAAGCCAUUUUCUUGUUCUGAGUGUGGAAAAGGUUUUUCACACAAGUCAUAUCUUGUUCAACAUGAGAGAAGUCACACUGGAGAGAAGGCAUUUUCAUGUUCUGAGUGUGGGAAAUGUUUUCUACGGAAAUCACAUCUUGUUAGACAUGAGAGAAGUCACACAGGUGAGAGGCCAUUUUCAUGUUCUGAGUGUGGGAAAGGGUUUAUACGGAAAUCACAUCUUGUUACACAUGAGAGACGUCACACAGGUGAGAGGCCAUUUUCAUGUUCUGAGUGUGGGAAAGGUUUUAUACAGAAAUCACAUCUUGUUCAACAUGAGAGAACUCACAGAGGUGUGAAGCCAUUUGCAUGCUCUGAGUGAUUAAUAAAUCAGCUCUUGUUGGACACAGUAGACAUCACACAGCUGGGGAACCAUUUUAAUCUUCUGGAGUAUACUCAUCUUCACCAUUUCCCUGCAUUGUUCCUUCAGGUUUUAUCCUAUGUCCUGUGUUUUGUUUUUUUUACAAUAUACAUGCUGCUACUGGGUGAAAUAAUAAGACGUCAUGUCCUCCUUUACCUCUACUAUGCAGAUAACCUGUCUUUGCUCCAGGUACUGAAAACAAUACGAAUACUAAAUGUCUAGCUGAGCUCCAGGUGUGGGUGAUGCCAGUUGGCUGUGACUCAGUCCUAGCGAAACAGGUCCAUAUGCUAAUACACGCCGACUCGCCUGUCUUCUGAUUACUUCCUCCCACUCCUAUCCAAGAUUUUUCACGUGCUGCUCCCUUUCUCUGGAAUUCCCUACCUCUCCCCCUCAGACUGUUACCAGCAGUACCAAGAAUCUGCCGUAUUUCAUUUGUGGUUGAUCUGUUAGCUAUGCAGCCCUGACCAUGGAACCUGCUGCCUCGCACAGUCCAAGAGACCUCCACCCUGGAGACCACAAACAGACUGAUGACUGUUACUCACAUGUUUCAUUAAUGUUCCUUCACUUCCUAAAUAUACAUCCCACAUGCUGAGGUCUUUA